Messenger RNA from Phanerochaete carnosa HHB-10118-sp, 2050 nucleotides. RefSeq lists its product as uncharacterized. The transcript is spliced from 12 exons. The record is from RefSeq and is a predicted model, not a curated record. Gene Ontology annotation, biological process: transmembrane transport. Lineage: Eukaryota; Fungi; Basidiomycota; Agaricomycetes; Polyporales; Phanerochaetaceae. Gene Ontology annotation, molecular function: transmembrane transporter activity. The coding region runs from base 68 to 1858 and encodes 596 amino acids.
UAUUCAAAAUUCUCUGUAGAACAGGGGCUGCGGUUUCACCCCAGGCAGUUUUAUCACACUGCCGGCCAUGCUGGUCUUCCGCUUCGUGGACCCAUUCCCACCACCGUGGCAUGCGCCAGACAUGCACUGGAACCCCCACCCCCAGCUCGACAUUCCUAUCGCAAACGAGUUGUCCAUGCAGCGCACGUCUGGCGCAGAAAAGUCGCCUGUCGACGAGAAAGGGUCGUAUGAGCUCAAGGAGUUGUCGUCGCCACGGUCGGGGGACGUCGUCCCCCGUCUUUCCUCCGCGACGGUCACGAAAUCCAGGUUGCCGUAUUCGUGGCAACUGGCCAUGAUUAUUCUGACCUGCUUGUGUACAUUCGGUAAUCAUUGGUCAAAUGGCUUGAUUGUGGCUCUGAAAACAACAAUCAUCAAAGAGACAAACAUCAACAACUCACAGUUUGCGACUUUGGUUGCCGUGACCAAUCUUAUCAACACCUUCCUCUGCAUCGGCUUCGGCUUCACGAUCGACAAAUGGGGUGGCGCGAUCAUGUCCGUCAUAUUCGCGGGCUUCCACCUGUCCGGCUCCAUAGUCAUGGCGGGCGCGGCGACAAACAACUUGAACAGCUACCCGCUGCUCAUCCUCGGCAAGGUUCUCGCCGCAAUCGGCGACGGCUCGCUGGACAACGCCCAGCACCGGAUCUUCUCAACGUAUUUCGCGCCGGGACGUGGCUUUGGGUUCUCCAUCGGCACAAUCUGGGGCAUCGCGAACCUCGCACAGUUCACGGGCCAGUCCACCGCGAACGUUAUUACGCAGAACUUGGGGUCGUAUGCCUGGGCACUGUGGAUUAGCUCCGCCAUCGCGCUCUUUUCGUUCCUGUGUGCUAUCUCCGUCGUGCUGCUGGACAUCUACCUCCGCCGAAAAUACAACGUCACGGACCAGACGAGCGGGCGGCGUCAUGUUGGCGCUGCGAAGGCAGGGACCUUCAGGCUCGAUGCAAUCAGGCACCUUCCCGUCACGUUUUGGAUGGUUGUUAUCUUUGCUGUGUUCGAGAACGCGGGCGUACAGUCGUUUGUGUCCAUCUCGACCCAAUUCGCUCAGCAACGUCUCCAGAAGGGUGCCAUCAUUGGUGGCUGGGUGUCCAGCUUCUACCUGCUACUUCCAGCGUGUCUGACGCCGUUCAUCGGGAUAUACAUCGAUGUCUUCGGCCAGCGCAUCGGGUUUUUGUUCAUCUCUGGCCUUACCUUCCUGAUUUCUAUGCUACUUCUCAAAUUCUCGCACAGUGUUCCCACUUUCAUUGCUGCAUACAUCUUCUAUGCCCUUUCGCAAUGCGUCACUCCCGCGCCGCAGGUGGAGAUCAUCCGUAACAUCAUCGCCGACCCACAGUACUUUGCCACGGCCUUCGCGAUCAAGAAGUCGGUGGUACAGGCGUCGAUUGUAAUCAUCACCACGGCCGCGGGCAAGAUGCAGGACGACUCGAGCACGAACUCGCUUGACCCAGCAGUGUCACUCUGGCUCGCGUACGCCUUCAUCUCCGUCGCCGCGUCGGGCACGCUGCUGCUAGCGGCGUACAUCGUGCCGGGCAUGCUCGCCGCCGCGCGGCUCUCGCAGAUCGCGCCGCGGCACCUGCCCGCAGAGGUUGAGAAGCUCGCGCGCAAGUGCGGGCUCGAGAAGCCCGUGGACGACGGCGAGGAGGAGUUCAACGAGACGAAGGUGCUCGAGAGGGAACUCAAGUCGCCGAUGAUCCACUCGCCGCUCUUCCGGCACGCGUUCCUCGCCUUAUCAAUGGGUAUCAUCGUCCUCGGCUGGGUCCUCUUCGGCCUCGGUGUCAGCUGGGGAGUGCACGGCAGCGUGGUUGCCGGCUCGACAGGCGAAUAGAGUGCAAGUGCUGUGCAGUUGUGUAUUAUGGUAUUACAAGCGUACGUGUUUAUGACCAAAUUUGCUGUGAUGGUAGGCCAGGGCGAGCUGAGUAAACUGCCGAACCAUUUGUCAUGGGUGUAGUUCGCGCAAAUCGUCUCUUUUCACGGUGAGAAACUCCGUGAUGACAGUGAUGUCGCGGCCGUAAGUUGG